Entamoeba dispar SAW760 is the source of this 421-nucleotide messenger RNA. RefSeq lists its product as uncharacterized. Gene Ontology annotation, molecular function: protein-N-terminal amino-acid acetyltransferase activity. Gene Ontology annotation, cellular component: cytoplasm; NatB complex. The transcript has a single exon. Gene Ontology annotation, biological process: N-terminal peptidyl-methionine acetylation. The annotation marks the transcript as partial. Lineage: Eukaryota; Evosea; Mastigamoebida; Endamoebidae. The record is from RefSeq and is a predicted model, not a curated record.
AUGAACGAUCCAAUUCAUAAAAUUCCUGAAGAUAAUAAAAUUAAUGCUAUGAUUGAUAUGAUUCGUGAGGGUAAUUUUAAAACAAUGUUGAGAGAUGUUGAUAAACAAUUGAAGAAAAAACCAAAUAAUCAAUUUUGGAAAGCAAUGAAAGCAUAUGGAUUAGCAUAUACAGGACAAUUAGAAAAAGCUGAUGAGAUCAAUAACUCUUUAAUAAAAGAAGAAGUUAUUACACCAAUAACAAUGAAUUGGAUAUUAUAUGGAUAUAGAGCAAGUAAAAAUAUAGAUGGGUAUAUUCAAGCAGUUAAAAUUUUUUAUGAGAAAGAUAAAAAUAAUGAUGAUAGAAUUAAAGAUCGUUUCUUUAUUGCACAAAUCGAAAAUGAUUAUUCAUUACAACAAACACUUAUUAGUGAAUUAAUAAAAA